Molecule: messenger RNA, 1089 nt
Organism: Chara braunii
Lineage: Eukaryota; Viridiplantae; Streptophyta; Charophyceae; Charales; Characeae
Source: the annotation of a GenBank genome assembly
AUUCGUGCAAGCAUCGCUGCGAACGGAGAGGAGUCGCUCAGAGCACGGAUGCUAUUGGCACGGUUCACAGAGGCGCGUGAUUUGCGUGUAGACGACAGUGCUGAUACCGGUGCAUACAGCUUGAGAAAGGUGGUUGGUUGGAUGUCCACAGAAGGGAUGUCUGCUGAAGGGGACGUGGAUAUGACAAAGCAGCAGCAGGGCGGAACAUACACAGCAGCUGAUUUCAAGAAGAUGCUCAUGACACAGGCGAGGAAAUGGGGAAUGCUUGUUGAAGAUUCUAACGACGAGCUGAAGAGCGGUGCAGCAGAAAUUCUGUUGCUGUCGCGUUUGAAGGACAUACCGCAAGCUCCCCCGCAAGACUUCCAAGAUCUUCUAGUCAUUAUUGCAAACGGGGUGGAGUAUGUUUUACUCGACCAGCUGGUGGAUUUCAUGCAAAAGCGUCCUCAGGAUCGGAAUUCUGCAAAGGAGGCAUCCCAUGACGGCAUGAUGGUAACAACGGAGCGGUUCGGUGAGAUAACAUUGCACCCUUUCGUCAUGAACUAUAUACAGGACUAUCCUGAAAGGUGUGCCCUUGCAACUGUGAAAUUCGGUGUUUGUCCAACAUGCACAGUGUCAAAAGACGAUUUGGAUGUCAUCGCCGAUUCCACCAACUGCAGGAGAUCGCAGACGCUAGAGACGCAACUUGCCGCGGACUGCUUCAACAGUGGGGACAACGACAUUCGCCGUGCUGCUGAGGCACGAAUGUCAGAAUUGGACAUGCAUAAGCAUGUUCAAGAGAACGGCCUAUGGGGAUUCUACAGAGGUCCUCAUGGUGACGAUCUUGAACUAGAUUACCAUCUCGCUUUGCAACCAGACCAUAUGCACACCAUUGAACACGACAUUUUUUUGCAUAUGAUAGAUGCAUUAAAGGCAGCUGCUUAUAAGAAGUUGCCAGAUACCACGCAAAGCGAGAUAUUGCACGAGAUGGAUGCGAGGUUGUAGAGCAUCAGUGAGAGAUCCACACGGACAUACCCGCAGCCUGUGUUGCCCGUAGCCACAGGUUGUGAUUUCUUUUUAAGGGAAGGACGAUUUGAAGCGAAGCAAAAUCGG